Molecule: messenger RNA, 1769 nt
Organism: Vombatus ursinus (common wombat)
Lineage: Eukaryota; Metazoa; Chordata; Mammalia; Diprotodontia; Vombatidae
Product: thyroxine-binding globulin-like
Exons: 6
Coding region: 462-1721 (419 amino acids)
Biological process (GO): negative regulation of endopeptidase activity
Molecular function (GO): serine-type endopeptidase inhibitor activity
Source: RefSeq, a predicted model, not a curated record
AAUCGAAUGCAACAACUCUGGAUCUCUUAAGAACUCUCAAACUCGUGAAGUAAAGUACAAAACUUAAAAACAGUCUACUCUGGAUAUCUCUGGUCUCUAUACUAUUUUCAAAAAGAGGAAACAGAAAGGCAGAAGAACACCGGGAACUCAUUAUCCAGGAAAUCCUUUCACUUUCCUCUCAAGCUUGCAAUAUAUUUCUUCUGAAAACAUCUAUUACUCUUCAUUGCAGAGAGAAGAGGAGAGAAAGAAAGGACAAAUAUCCUAAUGUCUACUCCCUCCUAGGAUCACAGAUCUUGAAUGGACAUGAACAUACCAUUAUGUGACUAAAGUUAAAGCAUUUGCAAACAAGUUCUUCCUGAUUUAGCCUGAAGAGGAGAAGGAUCAAGAGGUGACAGAUGGCUGGCUUCAAGACUUUGAAGGAAUGUCAUGUGGAAUAGAGAUUUGAUAUAUUUUCUAGCAAAAUGCCAUCUUCCUUCUACAUAGUUUUCAUAGCUGUUGGACUUCAUGCUACUGUUCUUUGUUUUCCUGGUACUGAGCAUGAAGGUAAAGGUAAUGAAGUCAACCAUUCUCUCACAAGGAACUCAACCUUCUAUAAGAUGUCCACCAAUAAUGCCGACUUUGCAUUCAACUUAUAUAGGCAGCUGGUCUUAGAGAACACUGGGAAGAAUGUUUUCUUCUCUCCAGUGAGUGUGUCCUCAGCCUUUGCUAUGAUGUCCCUUGGGGCCCGAUCAGAUACAAAGACUCAGAUCCUAGAGUGUCUGGGCUUCAACCUUACAGAGAUGAAAGAAGAGGAAAUCCACCAGGGUUUCCACCACCUUAUCAACACCCUGAAUCUCCCUAACAAGGAACUUGAAUUGAAGGCAGGAAAUGCCCUCUUCAUCCAAAAGCAGGUGAAAAUUCUCACCCAGUUCACAGCUGAUGUCCAGAAGCUAUAUGAUUCAGAGGUCUUUUCUACUGACUUCUCAAAUGUUUCAGCAGCUGAACAGAUGAUCAAUAAUUACGUGAAGAAGAAGACCAAGGGGAAAAUUAUAGACUUGAUCAAAGAUCUUGUACCUAAUACUUAUAUGAUCCUAGUGAACUUUAUUUUCUUUAAAGCCAAAUGGAAGAAACCUUUUGAUCCUCUGGAAACCAAGCAAAAUGGCAACUUUUACCUAAGCCAGUCAGAUGUGAUAAAAGUUUCCUUCAUGCAUCAAACGGAAGAACACUUUUACUUUGUGGAUAAGAUAUUGAACUGCACUGUGCUUCAGAUGGACUACAGUAAAAAUGCACUGGCCAUUUUUGUCCUUCCUGACCAAGGCCAGAUGAAGCCACUGGAGGACACUCUAAUGUCAACAACCCUGAGGAGAUGGAACGACUUGCUCCAGAAAGGGCUAGUAAACUUGUAUGUUCCAAAGUUUUCCAUUUCUGCCUCAUACAACCUGGAAACCAUCCUCCCAGGAAUGGGAAUUCAAGAUGCUUUCACUAACCAGGCAGAUUUUUCUGGCAUCUCAGAGCAUUGCAGACUGAAGAUUUCAAAUGUGGUUCACAAAGCUGCGUUAGAUGUUGGAGAAAGGGGCACUGAGGCUGCAGCUACCACAGAGAUAAAGACGGAACUCCGGUCAGGCUUAGUUCACCCCGGUGCUUUGAUUAUUUUCAAUCGGCCCUUCCUGAUGAUGAUUUUGGAUAAAGUCACUCGAAGCAUUCUCUUUCUAGGAAAAGUGAUGGAGCCAAUGAAAAUGUAGUUGUGUAACUGCUACUGGUGAACUGCCUAUCAUUAUUAAAAUGGAAAA